Wyeomyia smithii (pitcher-plant mosquito) is the source of this 2528-nucleotide messenger RNA. It is a transcript of the gene Suv3, whose product is annotated as ATP-dependent RNA helicase SUV3 homolog, mitochondrial. Gene Ontology annotation, biological process: RNA catabolic process; mitochondrial RNA 3'-end processing. NCBI's taxonomy places the organism in Eukaryota, Metazoa, Arthropoda, Insecta, Diptera, Culicidae. The coding region runs from base 230 to 2482 and encodes 750 amino acids. The record is from RefSeq and is a predicted model, not a curated record. The transcript is spliced from 2 exons. Gene Ontology annotation, cellular component: mitochondrial degradosome. Gene Ontology annotation, molecular function: hydrolase activity, acting on acid anhydrides; RNA helicase activity; ATP binding.
UGGCAACUCUGCGCCAGCUGACGCUUCUCUCGCACUUCAGCACGCGUGUGCGAUGUGAUUGCGAUUACACAAAUCAUGUUUACAAAAUCCUACAGAAUCACAUAGAUUGGCCUUAUUGUUUUACCGGUUUAUCCAUGAAGUUUCAAGCAAAGUAAGUGUUUUCGAUUAUUGUUACACAACAGCUCAAGCUGCUGAAACAAGUGACGUGCCAAUCGGACUGCCCAUCACAAUGAUCAAAUUGAGCCAACGGUUCUCUGGCCGGCUAGCGGCGAUAGUGCUAAAUCAACGAAAUAUUCUCCAAGGUAGAACUUGCGCACCGUUUUUGGUUGCCUUACGCGGUAAGAAAGACGAUGGAGGUCGGUUGUUCACUCCGGUACCGAUACGACCCAAUCCAGAUGAUAUCAAUGUCGGUGCAGAACUGACCGGAGGGUCUCUCGAUAAGGCCGAAAUGUUGAAAGUUAUUCUUCAGUUCAGUAGUCGAAAAGAAAUCAAAUUUCUUUGUUUGGAGAAUGGCAUAGAUUCCAAUUUGCAACAGCAGGCAUUCACCAGCUUUCGGCGGUAUUGCCUGGAAACGGACGCUUUACCGGCCGAUUUACAUGUCGUACUGAGUGAUAUCCUGCAAGGUGCCGGUCAUGUUGACGAUAUAUUUCCGUAUUUUUUACGGCAUGUUAAGCAUAUCUUUCCACACCUGGAGUGUAUGGACGAUCUGAAAAAGAUUUCUGAUUUGCGACAGCCAGCUAACUGGUACCCUAAUGCAAGAGGGAUCAAUAGAAAAAUUAUUUUCCAUUCUGGCCCAACCAACUCUGGAAAAACCUAUCAUGCCAUGGAACGGUUUUUGACAGCCAAAUCGGGCGUUUACUGUGGCCCGCUGAAGCUCUUAGCUAGUGAAGUUUACAACAAAAGUAACCAAAGGGGAACACCCUGUGAUCUGAUCACCGGUGAGGAACGAAAACUUGCUGAUCCAAGUGGAAAUCCAUCGAAGCACGUGGCGUGCACUGUUGAAAUGACUUCUAUCAAUACUCCGUAUGAGGUCGCUGUUAUAGACGAAAUCCAACUACUUAAAGAUAUCGGUCGUGGCUGGGCUUGGACCCGAGCUUUACUUGGAUUGAUGGCCGAAGAAAUACACGUGUGUGGUGAGCCUGGGACACUGGAACUGCUGCAGAAGAUUUGCGAUACAACGCACGAGACGCUAGAGGUGCGAAAGUAUAAAAGGCUGACAGCUUUGCAUAUCGAAAAUCACGCAUUAAUGUCGCUGGACAAUGUGGCGCCAGGAGAUUGCAUUGUCUGCUUCAGUAAAAACGACAUCUACAGUGUCUCACGUGAGAUCGAAGCGAGGGGAAAAGAAGUGGCGGUUAUUUACGGUGGAUUGCCACCUGGCACGAAGCUUGCUCAGGCGGCUAAAUUUAAUGACCCUGAAAAUAGCUGUAAAGUUUUGGUUGCGACAGAUGCGAUCGGUAUGGGACUUAAUCUUAGUAUUAGGAGAAUGGUUUUCUACUCAAUUAUUAAACCGACGGUAAACCAAAAAGGUGAAAAGGAAAUGGAUACAAUUUCCGUUUCGCAAGCGUUGCAAAUCGCUGGCCGGGCUGGACGCUAUGGUAUGAAGUGGGAUGAAGGGUAUGUAACGACAUAUAAGCCGGAAGAUUUACCCACCUUGAAAAACAUUUUGUCGCAAACCCCGGAUCCACUCACGCAAGCUGGAUUACAUCCAACAGCAGACAUGAUCGAACUGUAUGCUUACCACCUUCCGAAUGCUACGUUAAGCAAUUUGAUGGAAAUUUUCGUCUCGCUUAGUACGGUGGAUGAUUCACUCUACUUCAUGUGUAAUACGGAAGAUUUUCGGUUUCUUGCGGAAACCAUCCAGCACGUGCCUCUUCCACUGCGGGCGCGGUACGUAUUUUGUUGUGCUCCCAUUAACCGCCAAAUGCCGUUUGUUUGCUCCAUGUUUCUUAAGUAUGCCCGACGCUAUAGCAAAAAUGAACCGGUGACGUUCGACUGGUUAUGCAAUCAGUGCGGCUGGCCGUUCCAACUUCCGCGAACCAUCAUCGAUCUAGUGCAUCUGGAAGCUGUUUUCGAUGUUCUUGAUCUCUACCUCUGGCUCAGUUAUCGUUUUCCGGAUUUGUUCCCAGACGAAAAGCUAGUUCGCGAUAUCCAGAAGGAGUUAGACGACAUCAUUCAGCAGGGCGUCUUCCAAAUCACAAAGUUGCUGAAAAACUCGGAAACAGCAGUAUCGACCAACACCCCGGACGAGGAUUCAUUUGUAAUGCGACAAAAGAAGAGCAAAUACUAUCGGGAAAGUGCACCCCGAGGCGGAAAAUUGACGGAACGUUUACUAGCCCAGGGGCUGCUGACGCCAGCGAUGCUGCAGGAGCUGAAGGCCGAAUGGGACCAGCAGCAGACGAAGGCGGGACGGACGGGUAGUGAUGAUGAGGAUGACGAUUUCCCUGGCAAAAAAGCCCGCCGAAAACCGAGGAAACCAAAGUAGUGUAGUAAGAUGUUUACUGGAUAAACAUUGUAGUCGAGUUCCGAAA